Molecule: messenger RNA, 6646 nt
Organism: Haliotis rufescens (red abalone)
Lineage: Eukaryota; Metazoa; Mollusca; Gastropoda; Lepetellida; Haliotidae
Product: IQ domain-containing protein H-like
Exons: 24
Coding region: 79-3432 (1117 amino acids)
Molecular function (GO): protein binding
Source: RefSeq, a predicted model, not a curated record
GCCCCUCCACCAUAAUCAUCAAUGAUAAACUUUAAUUAAGUGAAUUACAGGGAGUAAAUAUCCAUCGAGGCUUCCAAAAUGCCAGUCAUGACUGAGAUUGAUACCAGACCUGAAGAUGUUGGCCAGAUCCUUGUCAAAGUUCAAGAUGACCUACGACAGCUGAAAGAACAAUUGUUGGCUCAGGGGGAUGGACGCACCAUCAACGUAGCUGACUUGGAGACGGCCCUUGCCAAGACAGAAAAGGGGCUGCAGCGUCGUACCGAAGAAGUCGUCCACCAAAUCAAUAACUCUGUAACAACUUUGCCAUUGUCGGACUCGAGGACCCACGAUGACCACUUCACUACGCUGGACACAACGUGGGACUUGCGCCAUCAUGGAAGGUUGGGUGCAGCUAAACAAGCUAGUUAUUAUAGUCAACAGCCACAUCCAGUGUUGGGGGGCAGGCCGUCCUUCCAGCCACUACCCCCUGGGGCAAAACUACCCCUCAGACAACCGGUGCAGAGCCAGGGUCUUACACCUGGACAACAGCACAAGCAGCAGUGGGGUCUACGAGCAGUCUACAACCCGUACAACUCACAGAGUCGGAGCGUCCUUCAGGAGAAUUAUGGCAUCCAACUACCUCUCAUUGCAGACAAGAGAGAGGCAAGGCCCCCACCAAAGCCAGUAAUGGGCUCAACUAUAGAACACUUGAGUGUGUUGCCCAAAGCCAACAGGGUUGAUGCUCAGCUUGCUCCUCCCCCGAUCAAUGAGGAUGAUGCUCAGAUGGGAAUCCUGAGUCUGUUGGAGAGAGGUCUGAUACCACCAGCUGCCCAGCUGACCCUUGACCCCUCCCCAGUCAAACAAAUGGUGGCACCUUUACACGACCCUCAAGACCGGAACAAACCACCAGCUAUAUCAGAUUCGGGCAAACAGUAUGCAGGGCUCCACCUUGACAACCAGUAUGACAGGGUGUCUGAGUCCUACAUUUCUUCUAACAAGAUGCCAUCGAUGCCAUCUAAAGUGUGCCCCUCGCCUGAAACCCGUUCCACGUCUGCUCGCACCAGAAUGUCGUCUGCUACCGGCUUUUCCAAAACCCCAGCCACCAUCAGGACAUAUGAAAUGCCCCUUCAGCCCCUGCUUCCACCAUUGCCUCCCCCGACGACGCCAGCCAGCGGGGACUUUAAGGCCCUCAGCCACAGGUUCGCUCUUCAGAACGGGAAGGUGCGGGACUCACAGCCCGAGUUUCUGGCCUUCAAACAGCACUACUGUCUGACCUGGGGCAGCAUAGUUUCAAUGAUCCGCCACCUGGAGAGACUGAUGACGAAAUACUCUGUGCCGGUCGCCUUCAUCAGUGGAGACAAACUGGCCGAUCUGUCCAUGGAGUUUGAGCUGGAGCGACCCCCGACUGUGGAGGACCUGCUGACAGUGAUAGUCAACCGGGAGGACGUGGAGGCCAUCAUACGUAGGCCGGGUCGUCGCUAUCUUGGUUACAAUGGCCAGCAGGUGGCUGCCACUCAUAUCCAGGCAUCAUGGCGCCGGUACAAGGACAGAUCCGUGUACCUGGACUACCGGCGCCACAAGUGGGCUGCAGGUGUGAUUGCAAUCUCCUGGAUCAUGCACAUCAAGAUGGUGAAGGUCCGGCAGCAGCUGAAACAGACCCGACUAGACCAGCUGGAGAGCUUCAAGAUGAGGUCAAAGAAAUUUGCCUCAUCCUGGGAUCGGAUCAAGAUGUCCAAGCGUGUGGUCAUCCAUCUGCCAUCUCUUGGACUGAUCCAGAGUAUCCGGGACAGUAUACACGAAUUUGGGAUCCGCCAGAACACCCAGAUGGCCAGGCUGUGUGACAUCAGAGAUCCCAAUGUUGAUGUAAUCUUUGUGUCCCCCGUGCCUCUGAGUGAUGAGACGCUACAGUACUACUUCAAACUGCUGGGGCUUAAGUCGGCCGUAGACAGUGGUGUGGUCGAGGACCAGUGUGACAUGGCAGAGAGGUACAAGAUCAUCGUUCCCGAGGCCAUCAAGAGUUUCCCAACUCAUCGGAUGUGUCUUGCCACGCUGCUCAGAUACAGCCCGGAGACACUGAAGAGGAUCAAGAACCUGAUCCGUGGCCGUGAAGCGUUCAUCGUGACCGGGAUCCCCCACAAGGAUGACCUGGCCGUGGCUGACAUCCUGGAUGUGCCGAUCUUGUCACCAGAGCCAGAUGUAGCUCACCUGUACUCAACCAAAUCAGGGAGUAAGAGGAUCUUCAACAGUGCUGGGGUGGACGUCCCACCCGGAGAGUACGAUAUCUACAGUCUCGGUCAGCUUCACGAGUGCCUUGCCCAGCUGGUCACAGAGAACCUGACAGUCAAGCGCUGGCUGUUCAAGCUAGAUGAUGAGUUUGAUGGCCGUGGUAUUGCCUACUGUGACAUCGCCGGCUACCUCAAGUGCCACAACUGGGCUCUCAAGGAGUCACACCGGUAUGGAGAAAAGUGGAGCAAGAAGUGGGCACAGGAAGCUGCUUACAUCAAGAUCCAUGCUGAGAUCCCAGAUGUCCUCUCUGAGCAUGGGACACCCAUCAACACUGACAUCUACAAAACAUGGGACACAUUUCUGGAAGCAUUUUUAAGUCAAGGUGGCGUGAUUGAAGCAUGUCCACCUUCUGAGAGCAUCACGUGUGUCACGGUCGACAUGAUGAUUGAGCCCAGCGGCGUCAUCAACAUUCUCACGUGCGGAGAUCAGAUCCACGCGGAGACGCCCUUCUCCUGCUGGGGCCUGUCCCUCCCUCAGUCUUCCAUUGAGCCCGACACUCUCAACACGGCAUGUUACAAAGUGGCCGAGGCAUGCAAGUCCAGGGGCAUUGUGGGAUAUUACACCAUAGAUUUUGUCACAUUUAUUGAUGGAAAGACGAUGGAACAGAGGCUGUGGGCCCUGGACUUGAGUCUCCGAUACAGCGACACCCUCGCCAUGUUCCAGCUGGUGUGCUACGUCACUGCCGGCUCCCUCGACACCGACACACACACACUCAACGUCUCACCAAGCAAGACAGACAAGAAACCCAAACGCCGGAGACUGCACGGGCAGGAGGAGGACUCUCCCAGUUCCACUCGCUAUGCCGUGAUGAGUACACAUCUGCUCCACACAAACCUGGCCGUCGUCCAUUAUAGCGUGUUCUUCCAGAUGUGUCGGGCACAUGGCAUAGGAUAUGACAUCAAGGAGAAGCAGGGUACUGUGUUCACCCUAGUGGACAGCUUCAACAGGGAGAGACUGGGAAUGCUCACCAUCGGGGACAACCUACAAGGGGGACUUGCUACGUUUGCUCGCAACAUGUCCGUCAUCCACCAAGAGAUCUCGGCACCCAACAUGCAGGGCAAGACUAACUUCAAGGGCGCCAUAGAGGAUAUAGAGGGAAUUCUGGGAACAACAAUCCAGAAUGCGGAGGAACAGUUGGAGGAGGCGCAGAACGAGGACGAGGCCUAGGACCAGCAUUACCCUCAUCACAGGGGGAGAUCAUAUCCUCCAUGAUCAACACUAAAAACUGCUGAACAUGCAAAGCCAAAUGGAUUUUACAAAGUAUUAACACACCCUUGAAAACUCAUUCACAAUGCCAUCCCAAACCCUUCCAUUUGAACUUAACUAUAUAUGAUAUGUUACGUUUGAAAAUAAAACUAAUAUUUAAUAUUUCACCGGGUAAAUUAAAUACAUACAACUUGAAAGUUCAGGACUGAAAUGUUACGAGUUGGUUAGUAUAAUCAUGUUACCAUGGUUACUGGCAAUAUUGUUGGGGUAAGAAACCAGAUGCAUUUUCUGUCAUCAGUUUAUUUUAAUUUUUUCUUAUAUUAUUUCCACACAAUGAGAAUCUGUACAGAUGUAUUGCAGAGUAUGGUUAAUGACGAUGUCAACAUGUUAUAUACACCUGUUGUCUACUGGGGAUGCAACCAUGGGUCCACCUGCUGCUUCAUCACACUUGUCUACCCGAUGCUAAUACAUUAAUAAGCUAAAAUUUCAACUGUUUGUAAUGUUCAUUAUUUACUUCUAAAUUCACUUUGAUCCAAAAUACACCUUGUUUAAAGAGACUUGUGAAUAACAUUUUGAAAAAGUUUCAUAAGUUACUGUCAGACAAUAAUCCGACGUAUCUCCAUUACUCCCACUCUGCUGAAUCGGGAACAUCUAAUGCUGUGUCAUCAUGUCAAAUUAAGCAAGGAAAUCUAUGUUGUGGGAUGACACAGGUAGUUAUGAAACUAUGCCUUCAAUAGUCACCUCAGUUAUUCAUGUUGUAUACCACUCAACUUUUGAUAAGGAUUCUAAGAUACUUCGUAAAAUUCUUCAUAAAAUUACAUGUUAUAAAUUACACACAUAAGUGGGAUGAGUCAAGAGAUAAUAAUAAUAUCCCUAUCAAAAGAUGAAAAGUAUAUAUAUGGUUAUUGAUCUCUCCUCACAUCAACUGAAGAUGUUUGAACUAUGCUGCUGUGUUGUCGGGGUGAAAAGAUACAUCGGUGCAUCGUGAGUUUUCUUGCAACGAUACGAUACAUUUUUUUUCUGUCUCGAUACACGAUGUUAUACUUCGUAAAAUAAAUUGCUUGCUACUCAUUUAUGACCCCUAACAUUUUUGGGUCAGUCAAAUAUCACAAAAUGUGUUUAACUAGCUUUUCAAGUUCACUACCAAAAUAGCCGCUGCAAACGUGUCUACAACUAGCUUUUCCUUUUGAUCCUGCUCUGAAAUAUUUAUUUCAUGAACAUCAUGAAGUUUACAUGGGAUUUGAUGUAAAUAUGUGUAUCACGCUACGUAUCAUAUUGUGGCCCAUGUAUCAUGAUAUGUAUCGUAUUGUGGCCCAUGUAUGGUGAUACGUAUUGUAUCAUGGCCAUGUGUCGUGAUAUGUAUCAUAUCGUGGCCCAUAUAUCAUGAUAAGUAUUGUAUCAUGCCCAUGUAUCGUGAUACGUAUUGUACCAUGGCCCAUGUAUCGUGAUACGUAUUGUAUCGUGACUUGGCUGUAUCGUUUCACCCCUGCUGUGUUAAGGAUGCUACUAUGUUUAUGGAUUCUGUUGCUGUUGUGUUUCUUAAAGCGUGGUUGGUUUGGUUUUCUGAAAGGUUGGCGCUUUGGUUUUUCAAGUUUUAAGACAAUUGACCCGAAUCUCGUUGUACAAUCCCUAAUCAUCAUGAUCAUCACGACAGGUUCGGCUUACAGAGAGACAUUGUGGAAACAUUGAAGAUUUGCAGGUUGUAACUGUCCAUGAUGUUUCAUCAUUACUCAAACAGGUUCUUAUUUGUAAAUAAUAACUGUAAAUAUAUAAUCAACGCAAUGUACAUAAUAUAACAUAUUUUCAUCAUUUUAAUCAAAUAUAAUCAUUAACCAUGGGUGCAAUUUUUGACUAUACAUUAUUUGUGUUUUAUGUAAAUUAACGUGUAUCAUUUUCUAUGUAUCUUACCUGUAGAUGUCAAACAACAUUCCACAGAGUGGUACGCACACGAUAUAUCGUAUCUAUAAGCACUAUGGGAAGCUUUUUUUGCAAUAAACUGAUACUCUCAGUUUAUCCCAUAUUUACAAAGCAAUUAUGUAUUGAUGAUUUUAAAAUAUUUUUUUUCUUUUUUAUAUCAUUAUCCGUCCACUGUAAUAACCAAAGUAUUAAAUAUUCCAAUUUCCUGUAUGUUAUGCUAAUGUUGGAGACACAAAUAGAUGUCUGGUUACAACUGUGAUAUGAACGUGUUGUGCAUUAUUCAUUGUACAUUGAUUGUCGCUGAACAGGUUUUUUCCACUGUUGUAGCAUAUGCUAAAUACAACACGUAUCCUGUCAGCAUAUGCCUUCAGAAGUAGUGUCUGUCUUCCAUUGAACCGUCCGUGACAGUGCUGUACACGUUGCCUUCUCCAUCACAGCGUGUUCAGUGGAUGUAGGUGGGAUGCAGGGCCAGUAAUCUGCUAACAGUUCAUAUAUACUGCUAUGGUUCUGGAUUAAGUUCACGGUAUUCUUGUCACGGGGUAGUUUAUUGCACUGCAAAUUUGGGGUAUUACAGUGAUUUUAAUAUUUUCUAAUUGAUCAUGAAAAUGUAUCAGCGCUUCUAAGAUGGUAAACUGUUGUUCCAGUUUCAGUUGAUGAAAUACUCUUAAUCUAUUUCACAAGGAUGAAGAAUUUGUUGUUAGAAUGAUCUACAAAAUAAAGACACUGAAUCUCACAACCGUAACAUGCAUAAGUCCCUUCCACAAUUAUUCCUAGCAUGACCAUUGUACAGUGAACCCUCGUUAAUCCGGAUUGUAAAACUUACCUGGAUCAGCAAAUGUCCAUAUUAACAUUGAUUAACAAUUAUUGAUGCUAAGUAAUGUUGCCUUGUGUAUAUGUACUACUCAAAAGAAAUUAGAGAACACACAUUUUUUUUAUGACUAAAGUCAGCCAUGACAGUCAUGUGAAAAAGGAUGUUCUUUAACUUCUUUUGAGUAGUAUAUAUUCCAGUCAUGAUGGACUUACAAGCUUUAACUGUAUUUGUGAAACUAUGUAUGGUAGUGACAAUGCUCAGAGUGCUUGUUCCUAGCUGGACGAUGCUCCCAUGGCCAAACAAUGUACUGGAUCAGUGUUGUCUCAGUACGUGCUCCUGAUGUUAUCUGUGCUGAUAACGCAGAGAUGUCAUACCAAAGGUUUUUGAAACUGCUGUCUAAAGGAAUAUCAAGAACAUUCCACUUCAAUAUAUAAACCUUGAAGCAUU